AUGACCAUGUCGCAGCUCUUCUCGUGGUGGCUGCCCGUUGCGCUGCGCGACCGCCAGUCGAUUUCGGACCUGGCGGGCUCGGCCAGCUUCACCAUCUGGCUCUUUGCCCAGUCGCCCCAGCUGCUCGAAAACUACCGCCGCGGCAGCGUCGAGGGACUCAGCCCCGUCUUCCUCGUCCAGUGGAUGCUCGGCGAUGCCACCAACCUCGUCGGCUGUGUCCUCACGGGACAGCUGCCCUUUCAAAUCGCCGUCGCCACCUACUUUUGCUGCGUCGACCUCUGCAUCAUGGUCCAGUACCUCUACUACUGGCGAAAGGCGAGGGCGACCAUGCGCAGGUCCAUCUCGGCCAUCACCAGGCCCGUCCGCUCGCGCAUGGGCAGCCUGGUCAGCUACCACCCUGCCGUCCAUCCCUUUGCCAUUGCGCCCACGGAGACGUCGGAGCUGCUGCCCAGCGCGUCCUCGUCGCGCAGGCAACAGAGCAGGGGGAGCAGGAGCCCGACCUUGGCGAGGGCCCACAGCGCCAGGCCCCCCAUCAGCCGCAGGGGCUCCGAAGACAUGGAAGCGUCAUUUCACUCGCACACGGCCACCUACCGUGCCCUCAGAGACGCUGCGAUGAGCGUCGCGCAGCUCGCAGACGAAGCGGCGAGGCGCCGGGAGCCGGCGUCGUACUUUGACAGCGUCCACUCCCACUACUCGCACCAUCGCCAUCACCACCAUCACCACCAUCAUUCCCACUCCAACCAGCACCAUGUCGACGACCGAACCGACCGCCCGCACCGUCAUUAUCCUUCUCGGCGCACGACGGGCGGCGCGUCGAUGUCGCGCAGCAGCAGCCGUCACUCUGCCUCCGCGGGAGCAUCCACCGAACCCUCGCGCAGGCAGCCGCAGGCCAACUGGACACCGGUUACGCUGAGCCCCACCAACGAAGCUCGGGUGCUCGAGAGCGAGAGCGAGGACGACGAGGUAUCCGGCACGAUGCUGCAGAGCACCACAAGCCUGCAGAGCCACGCGAGCACGCAGUCAUCGGCAUCGGCCGCCUCGUCCGCCGAGCGCCUCGCCCGCUCCCGCGUGGAUCUCGUCCGCAGCGACCUCACUCCACGGGAGGGAGAAUCGAGCGAUCGCAGAGGGCGCGACAUGACGAGAACCGCCAUCCGCCUGGGUCUUGUUGACAAGGGCGAGGAUUCGUCGUCCCCCACGCCGUCGGACGGCACAGCGAAGUGCGCGGGUGAUCGCAGGACUCCCAGCGUUGGACCCCCGGCCGAAUCAAGGAGCGGCAAGGAGACUCAGUGGCUCGAAGAUGCAGCAAAGACGACGACGGCGGCAGGAGGGAUCGAGACAGGGCCAGAUGUCUCCGCCAGCAGGGCAGAAGAGGACAACGAAGCCACGCCCAAGCGCCGAGUGGACCGCAGCGGCAGUCGGCCAGCCAAGAGCCGGGCCAGGAGCUCGCACUCGAUACGACGCGGCUUUGGCAUGGCGCUCAUGGGCCUGAUGCUCGUCGUCGCGCUCGCAGAGGGCCCGGAUGCGGUUGCCUCGAGGUCAACAUCGAGCGGUGAACUGGGCGCCGGCAUCAGCGGCGCAGCGCGGCACGCGGUACGGCUGGCACUCGACAAGAUCCGCCAUCCAGCCACCCUCUACUUCGGCACGCUUCGCUCCGUCUUUAUCGCCUCGCCGGACGGUAUUCGAACCUUGGGCACGCCGCCACUACCGCCAGCGCCGCCCACCGGGCCGACAUGGGACCGCAUAAUCGGACGCAUGUCGGCGUGGACAUGCACGGUGCUCUACAUGACGUCGCGCCUGCCGCAGAUCUGGGAAAACUACCUGCGCCGCUCGGUGGCGGGUCUGUCGAUUCUGCUCUUUGUAGCGGCGUUCAUGGGCAACCUGACAUACUCGAUCUCGAUCCUGGUGAGCCCCGCUGCCGUGGGUCCCGGCCGUCGCGAAUACCUGCAAGAGUGCCUGCCGUUCCUCCUGGGCAGCGGCGGCACGCUCAUCUUCGACUUUAUCAUUGUGGUGCAGUGGUGGAUGUGGAGCGGCAAGUCGGCGUCGACGACGGCAUCCUCGAUGGGGGCGAUCGGCGACGGGCUCGAUGACGGCUGCGGUGCAACGGCGACGACGGGGGCCAUGAUGGACGGCUCGGUGGCCAUGCGGGCCGGAGGGACAGGUGUCGAAGGCAAGGGCAAGAGGAGACGGAAGAGGCGGGAGAGGGAGAGCGUGUGGCGCGACUGGGAGGGCAAGCGCUCGAGCAUGCUGUCGAACAGCGUCGUGCUGCCGCACCAGCAUCACCCCGCGAGGACGACGUCGCCGUCGUCGUCGUCGUCGCCGAGGGUGAGCUCGGAGAGCACCGCCCGCAUGACCAAGUCGGUCCCCGCUCUCAUAUCCUAG
Messenger RNA from Pseudozyma flocculosa PF-1, 2379 nucleotides. RefSeq lists its product as uncharacterized. The transcript has a single exon. Bases 1 to 2379 code for a protein of 792 amino acids. The record is from RefSeq and is a predicted model, not a curated record. Lineage: Eukaryota; Fungi; Basidiomycota; Ustilaginomycetes; Ustilaginales; Ustilaginaceae.